UUAGUUUAGGUAAUUAGACUUUGCAGUAGUUCGUGUCGUUUUUUAAGCUAUUCGCAUUGACUUGUUUUUUUUCUGGACUUCCAAUUUUAAAAGUUUUAUUAUGGAUGGCGAAACGACUGAAGAGGCAAAUGAGGGUGAAACUUUCGAGGGAGUUCUGGAAUCUAUUGACAGCAUGGGUGCUGCCCAGGUUAUGAUAAUCCUACUCAGUAUCGCCAUCGAAUGUACGGUUGGAAUGACUGUCAACUACUUCGUCCUGGAGAGCGGACCUCACUACAGCUGCCUGACGCUAAGCGACGCAUUGAAUUCCAGCUCCUACGGGGCGCCAUCGGUGCUGAGCUGCACUAACUCAACUGCGGCAUGUUAUAAUGAGACGGUUCCUGAUUUAGGAAAGUGCCCGUCUGCUGGGAAGGCAUGUACCAACGUGACAUAUUUGGAUGAUUACACAAGCAUUGUGACAGAGUGGAACCUGACAUGUGAUAAAUACUAUCUGGUGAAGCUCACUGCCAGCAUCUACUUCGCCGGGCUGCUCGUCGGCGCCAUUAUUGGGGGUCAGCUCUCGGACAUGUUGGGAAGAAGACCUAUCUUGUUGGCGGCAUGGACGGGACUAAUAGCUGCCCAGGCCUGCCUGGCAGCAGUCACUCUGUGGCCAGUAUAUGCAGCCUUACGUUUCAUAGUUGGUUUAUUUGCCGGAUGUUGCGCGACUGUCGCCACUAUUCUCCCGAUGGAGUACGUUGGUAUGAAAUGGCGCAUAUUUGUGGCCAUGAGGCUUGGUUGGGGAAUUUCUCACUUCCUCUUGCCUCUAGUUGCUUACUUUCUCCGUCCAUGGCAGCACUUGGCAUUAGGAUCGAGCCUCCCGUUCGCGCCUUUUCUACUUCUUUCAUUCGUUUUUCUACCAGAAAGCUCCCGAUGGCUCUUACAGAAGCAAAAAUACGACGUUGCCUUCAAAUGGCUAAAGUUUGUUGCACGGAUCAACCGCCGCCCCCCGCCAGAUUCCGCGAUCAUCCGUCGAAUUGGAAAGUCAUAUGCGGAGGCUCAAAAGGCGGCUGGCCAUUACACGUACGCUAACCUCUUCGCGAGCAAAACAUAUGCAUUGAGGUCAACGGUUCUUAUGCUUGGCUGGUUUACAUGUUCUAUGGUGUCAUAUGGUUUAAAGUCCCAGUGGGCAAGCUUGACCGGUUCCAUCUACAUCAACAUGGCAAUCGCUGCUGCCGCCAAUGUCUGCGUGCGCAUCGCUGCCCCAUUUAUCUUUAGCAAAACGGGCAGGCGUCCAAGCUAUGCGCUCUCAAUGGCGAUUCCAGUCGUGGCCAUGUUCAGUAUCUUGGCCAUGGACCUGGCUGGCUACAUGAAGGGACGCGAGAUGGUACGGACUUGGCUUGCAUUGGUCAGUUAUGCUGUGGGUGUGGGCUGUUGGAUCUCCGUCUUCAUCAUCACAAUGGAAAUUUAUCCCACUUUGAUAAGGAAUAUCGCGUCUGGUGCUGGUAACACCAGUGCCCGUGUAGCAGGCGUAUUAGCUCCUCAAGUAGGACUUUUGAAAGUCUUCCAUCCUUCUCUACCGUACAUCAUCUUCGGCACCAUGGCGGUGGGCGAGUCCAUUCUAAUGACUGUCUUCAUGCCUGAGACGAAGAACAAACCUCUGCCGGAGGAGCCACCACCAAGGUUUGGGAAGAAGGACCAGGAGGCAGGGAGAAGAGACAUUGGCGAAGACAAGGCGAUAGUGGUGGGGAGUUAUGUGUUAGACGGCGAGGAGAGGACGAACGGGGACAUUGGGCUUGGGGUGGAGAUGGCGCUGAUGGGCAACGGAUCUGACUUUGCCUUGCGUCGUCCAGACAGAAAUACAUAAUAUGCUGCAUUAUCUUUCCUUGAAGUUGUGACAGCCCCUGGCUGAGUUCACAGCAUGUUACAUUUUUCACAUGGCCUUGUAGCAGUCGCAUUUUUCUGUAUGGCGCUUAUCCAGUAUAUUUGAGCUAUUGAAUAAAGAUACAUGCAUCACUGACAGUCUUCUUUUCAAUAAUACUUUGCAAGUACCGUAGUAGGUCGACUAUAUGAUAAGCGGCAGUUUUUACGAGGGAUAAUAAAGCCAAUGCUGUAAAAAUGGUCAGGGGCCGUUGAAGCUGUCAAUAACAGUCCUUCCAGGUCGCGACAGCUUCUGGCCGAGUUUUCAGCACAAUAUAUUGGUGACGAAGACCAAAAAUAGGUCUGUUGUCUCCACUGUGAAUUCACCUUUCUUAUUUAGGUACCAGUUGUUUCAAUCAGAAGACUCCCAACUCAAGAUGCAGUGUAUUGGAGAACUGGAAUCUCUUUAUGGUGUGUCCAUCUGGAGC
This is a messenger RNA of Lineus longissimus, 2321 nucleotides long. Its product is annotated as solute carrier family 22 member 15-like. Gene Ontology annotation, biological process: transmembrane transport. Gene Ontology annotation, cellular component: membrane. The record is from RefSeq and is a predicted model, not a curated record. Gene Ontology annotation, molecular function: transmembrane transporter activity. The coding region runs from base 101 to 1840 and encodes 579 amino acids. The transcript is spliced from 8 exons. Lineage: Eukaryota; Metazoa; Nemertea; Pilidiophora; Heteronemertea; Lineidae.